Ostrea edulis (European flat oyster) is the source of this 3045-nucleotide messenger RNA. RefSeq lists its product as uncharacterized. Lineage: Eukaryota; Metazoa; Mollusca; Bivalvia; Ostreida; Ostreidae. The coding region runs from base 134 to 925 and encodes 263 amino acids. The record is from RefSeq and is a predicted model, not a curated record. The transcript has 8 exons.
CGUGUUUUUAGAGAGGAUAAAAGCAAGAUGUAUCUAUGUUUGUUUUAAGAUAUUAUUUAUUAUUUCUAAUAGGUGUUUAACUUCAACAGCUUUUGCCAAAAUAAGAGAAGAGCAGAGAAGCAAAAGAGUUGUCAUGGCGAUGGACGUAACAAAUGGAUGCGAGGUGACCACAACAGAACUUACUAUCUAUCCAGCGGAGACAAUAAUUGAUUGGACAAUUGGGAAAACACUGGAGCUUAACUGUCAACCGACUGACGCUUCUAAAGUAUACCAUUUUCAAUGGAAACAUUAUGUCGGCGUGGAAAAUAUUCUUCUAAGGACAUUUAACACAGCAUCUAUAACGUUGUCAAACAUGUCUUACUUGGAUAUUGGUAAAUACCGCUGCAUGGGUACAGCAGAAAAAUGUGUACAAAAAGAAAUCACCGUAAAUGUUAUGGGAAUGCCAGCUGUAGUACGGAAAACGGAACAUGUUGAGAUUCGUGAUGACAUGAAAAUUACGUUUGCCCUAGAUAUUAUAAGCUUUCCAUCACCACAUGAAAAUGUUACUGUUGGUUUGUGUAAUGGAAAGAAAAAGACCGUGUUCAAUGUCAGUUGGGAUUCAAGGUUACUUACAGCGAGAAAGAAGUAUUUAGAAUAUAAAGUUCUAGGAUACCAGAUGAAUCUGUCUAUAAGUGUGGAAGCACUGCCUGAAUAUGGCUUGUAUUGUGUUGACAUAUCCAAUACGUAUGGACUAACGUCAUUUCAUUUGUACGGAAAUAUCACAAACUCCCCCAACGAUUCUACAAAUGACGAAACAUUACUGUCUUUUCUGCGUGAAAACAUGACAAUGGUUACACUCGGUGGUCUGGGACUUCUGAUGUUUGUGUUUUUAUCGGCAGUCGUUGUAUUAUGCAGGAAAUUAAAAACUGUGGAGAACAGAAGGUAAGAGUUAGUUAUAUUUAAGAUUUCAGUGAUUGAGGAAAUGCAUGGUGUGCUGAUGGCCCACGUUGCAUGUUCACGACCAUAGGUUCCCCAGGCCUUCCGAAUGUCUGAGUAUCCUUAAUAUGUGCAAUAGAGAAAGACUUGUAACUCUUACUAUAGGGGAACACAUUUUGCAGAUUAAAACAUUCAAAUAAAGACAAUUUAUACUGGAUUCUGUAUCUUUUGACUUGCAUGGGAUUUAUCUAACUUGUUACCAAUUUGAAUGAAAAAAUCCAGAGUGAAUUAAAAAAAAUUAUACUACAUACAUAUUAAAUGUAGAUAUUAACGGCAAAUAAACAACUCGACUUUAUGACCGACGAGAUGAUUUCAGCUUCUCCACCGUCAACUAUCCAUAUUUAUAUAACGAUAUUCCAUUAUCACCUGCAUAUGAUGUAUAUAUCUCUCAACUGAUUCGAUACCUAACAGCUUGUUCAGCGUAUAGUCAGUUUCUAAAUCGAGGCAUGCUACUGACAACCAAGUUGAUGGUACGGGGGUUUCUUAAGUCUCGUUUUGAAAUCAGGUUAGUUCUUUAAUUUUAAAACAUCACUACACGGUGAAGGUUGCAAGAUGUAUUAAAUUGCCGAAAAGAGUUUAAAAUUUGGUAAAUGUUUAAAUUAAUCAUAUGCAAGUCGAAAGCAACAACAUAUAAUGUAUAAUGCCUUUAUGUAAUUAAUUUUUCAUUGCCAAAAUUUGGCUACUCUGUAAUAGGAGUUAUAUUUCUCUAUAUAUCAUAAUAUAUAGAGACUCGUUUUAUCAUUUGAUUCGAGCUUUUAAAAUUCUAAAUUGCACAAUGGAAAGAAAGUGCUAAUUUUUGUUUCCAGAGAAACAAAAAAUAUAUCCUGAUGCAAAUAUAUGAAAAAUAUGAUUAUGACAAAUGUAAAUAAAAAUGAUGACCGUUAUAAAAAGAAGUUAGAAUUAGACCGAAUAGCUUAUAAUAAAUGUUAAAUUGUCAUUCUUUAGUGUGAAAUGAAUAUUGUACACAAUAUCAGUCUGAGCGACAAUGAAUAAUGAGUAUAUCUUUAAAAUAAACCAUAAGGUAUAUACUAGUAUUUCAUAGGGUUUGGAUAGGGAAGUUUAAUGGAAGAAAUCUGUAAAAUUUAUACUAACGCUACUUGAAAAGUUAAGUGUCUAUUUAUGAAUAAGUCAGAAUGGAUGAGCAAAAUGUAUUUCUAAUUUCCUAAAAAUAGACGGCGAUCUUUAUAUACAUUAUAUAUAAAUUCCGAUGAUGCAAGAAAAUAAUUCGCGAAAAUACAUUUGGUUUUAUUUUCCCAUAUAAACUGUACAUACAUGUACAUCUGUUUUAGUAUCUUUAAAUCGCAUAUAUCGGUGUAAUUUUCAAGUAAAUUUAGAUACAAACAAAUAAAUACCAGUAUCAAUAUUAUUUACCUUUUCCUCCGAUAUUACAAGCUUGAUAUAGAUUGCCUGCUCUUUCACCAAACCUCAGUCACUGUAUAUGCAAUAGCUAAUUUCAAUAAAACUUUCUGCAUGGUCACCAAAUAAAGGAAUGAAGAAAAAAUAAGAGAAUACAUAAAGCAAAAUAAAGAGAUGAAUAUAUUUCUAGAUUGUGUAAGUUAGUUCAGUUUAAUACUUCCAGAGUGCCUACAGUGCUUAAUUCAAAUCCAAAGGGGACAUGGACACCCAUACCUCUUUCUGGGUCCAUAUCUCCUUCUCAGCCCAUCAAAAUGAGGGAACAUAGCAAAACUAUGAAGCAGAAACCCACUCGAGACCCUGUGUCGUGUCCAAUGAAAUCCUUUACUCUUCAGAACGUAGGAGUGAAAGACAUGAUGUAUCAUAAUAAGGAAUGUGAGAGAAACGAAUCGAUCAGAAUGGACUCAAGGGUGUACAGCUUCGGACAAAGUGAACCAGAUGAUUUUGAGUAUGACGAUAGCUUCUAAAUGUUACUGCGUACAAAUUUAUUGUGGACAAUGACUAACCUUAUGACAGUGUAUUCAGUUCUUUUGUGGAAAUGACUUGCCUUAUGACAGUGUAUUCAGUACAUACGUAGUUUGGUUCGCAGUUGUAACAAACAAGAUUUUAUUUACCUCUGAUUUUAUUAUUUAUUUUAUAAAUUAUAUUUGAAAUGUA